AGCUUUAGUCUGCCACCGCUAAACUUUGAUAAAUACAUUAAUUGAUCAUCUACUCAUCUCAUAGAUUAAAAUUACAUGAUUUCCUACUUUAGUUAAGGUAUAAAACUUAUUAGAUUCGGUGCUUGUGUGUACAUUCUGAUCUGAAACUCACAAUGAAAGGUAUUGUUAUAUUAUUAUUGGUGGCGUGCGCGGCCGUGAGCCGUGCCCAAGUGGAUCAGUGUCCCUCAGAGCAGGAGACAGACUGGGAAAUCGAAAUGUUACUCAGACACGAAGAUUGUGACAAAUUCUACAAAUGUACGUUCGGCAAGCCCAUAGCUUAUCAGUGCCCUUCAAAUCUUUACUUCAACCUGGAAACUUGGCAGUGCGACUGGAGGGACAAUGUCGAUUGUACUGAUAGAUAUGUGCCUGGUGAAGACCCGACCACGCCUAAACCAACUCCUGAACCCACUACUCCCGAACCCACUACUCCCGAGCCCACUUCUGAACCCACUACUCCCGAGCCCACUACUCCCGAGCCCACUACUCCCGAGCCUACAACUCCUGAACCCACAACUACAACAACAACUCCUGAACCCACAACGACCACCACAACCACCACCACUACCACACCCGCCCCAACAACAACAACCACCACCACUACCACACCCGCCCCAACAACAACAACCACCACUACAACAACUACCACCCCAGCUCCAACAACAACCACCCCAACUACUACAACAACUACCACCCCUGCCCCAACAACAACCACACCAACUACAACAACAACAACACAAGCCCCAACUACUGUAGCCCCAACAACUGAAGUACCAACAACUGAAGUACCAAUUGACUUCUUGCCCAACGGAUGCCCAGUGAACCCCCACAUCCACUGGCUUCUGCCCCACGAGACUGACUGCAAUGCAUUCUACUACUGCGUUUGGGGACAACUGGUCUUGAGGCAGUGCCCCGCUACGUUACAUUUCAACAGGGUUAUUCAGGUCUGCGACUGGCCUUGGGAUGCAGGAUGCCCAGCUACUUUGAACAAACAUUUGGAGUCCAGAGUGAUGUUCAGAUAAUUAUGUCAUUUUUACAACUAAAUCGAAUUGCAAUGUGAUGAAAAAAAACAAUGAAGUGGAAACGUUUUAUAUUAUUUUAUCUCUAUUUUAUACCUUAACAGUAUUUUUUAUGAUUAAAACAUAAGCAACUGUA
Messenger RNA from Helicoverpa zea (corn earworm), 1191 nucleotides. It is a transcript of the gene IIM1, whose product is annotated as integumentary mucin C.1-like. Gene Ontology annotation, molecular function: chitin binding. The transcript is spliced from 3 exons. The record is from RefSeq and is a predicted model, not a curated record. Gene Ontology annotation, cellular component: extracellular region. NCBI's taxonomy places the organism in Eukaryota, Metazoa, Arthropoda, Insecta, Lepidoptera, Noctuidae. Bases 153 to 1058 code for a protein of 301 amino acids.